AUUUUGGUAGGCAGACGAUGGGGUUAGACAAUACCUCGAAAAUAGUGAUGUUUUGAUCAAUUACUGAAAGAAUAUGACGUUUAUAGAGACUGACACUGCAGCACAGGAAAGGUUCAACUUGCUGCUGCUAGAACCAGGAGAGAUUUACUUUGAAGACUUUAGUGUAUUCUAUUACCCAAACAAUCUAUCAGAAGAUGAAGCCAUAAAAAGGAAACAGAGAGGCCAUCUGAAAAUCUGCUCUAAAUCUAUUGUGUUUGUUCCUAAGGAGAGCCAACAUCCUAUUCUUAAGUUUCCUUUGAGAUAUGUCAAAGAAAUCAAUGAAUGGUCAGGUGGUUUGUUCUCAAGGAUGGACAUGAAUGACCGCAUGGUGAAAAUCAAAACUGAUCAAGUCAUUGCAAUGAAGGCCAAAAACAUAAUAGCUCCAUACACAUUUCAAAAGGAGUCGGUGGAGAUGAGAUUUUCCCUCAACUAUGUAACUGCUGAUGACUGCCUUCCCCAGAUGUGUCAACUACAUAGGGCAUCUACUCUUCCACCUGCGGACCAGUCUGCUAUGAUUAAUGCAAUUGUGUUAUCAAGAAGAUCACGAGUGAGUUUUAACACAAGCUGGCUUGAUGACCUGUAUGAAAAGAUCCUAAUGGAGGCACAAGGUGACAAGAUCAGCCCUCUGGUGACCAACCCCGGCCGUAUCAUGCUGACCUCCUCACGUCUCUACUUCCAGCCUUUCAACAACGUAGAAAGUGUGCCAGUCAUUAAGAUAAGAUUUAAAGACAUGAAGCGAGUGAUAAAAAGAAGAUUUCUCCUCAAACAGCUGGGUAUAGAAAUAUUUUGCCAAGAGAAUUCCUCCUGUCCACAUCUGUAUCUGUCACUGAAGACAGCAGAUGAACGCAAUGAGUUGUACGCGCAUAUAAUGCAGCAAAAAGAUGUUAAGUUAGAAGACACUGGACAAGAAGACAUGACAUUACGCUGGCAGAGUGGAGAUAUAUCAAACUAUGACUACCUAAUAUAUCUAAAUAGUGUUGCUGACCGCAGCUUCAGUGACUUAACACAGUAUCCAGUGAUGCCCUGGGUUAUACACGACUACAAAAGUUCAUAUUUAGAUUUGUCCAAUCCUAUGACAUUCCGCGAUCUCAGCAAACCCAUAGGGGCUCUGAACGAAGAAAGGAUUUCAAAAAUGAGGGAGAGAUAUACAGAAAUGCCAGAGCCUAAAUUUCUGUAUGGAUCCCAUUACUCUACACCCGGUUAUGUUCUCUUCUAUCUAGCUCUCAUAGCACCAGAAUAUGUCCUGUGUUUGCAGAAUGGAAAGUUUGACCAACCAGAUAGAAUGUUUAACAGUGUGUAUGAAACAUGGCAGAACUGUAUGAUGGGAGCUGCUGACUUCAAAGAACUUAUUCCAGAGUUUUAUUCACUUGGUUCUCCUGAUUUUCUCCUCAACAAUGGGUUGAGUAACUUUGGGAUUCGACAAGAUGGACGACCUGUGGGCAAUGUAGAAUUGCCGCCAUGGGCUGAAGGACCUGAGGACUUCUUGCGGAAACUGAGAGAUGCCUUAGAGAGUGAGCAUGUGUCAUCUCACCUCCAUGAAUGGAUUGACCUCAUUUUCGGACACAAACAGCGGGGCUAUGAGGCGGAGAAAGCCGACAAUGUGUUUUACUACAUGACAUAUGAGGGCAGUGUUGAUCUUGAUAGCAUACAAGACCCAAAUGAGAGGGCGCGAAUGGAGAUACAGAUUAUGGAGUUUGGCCAAGUGCCGAAGCAGCUAUUUAAUACACCCCACCCCCAGAGAUUUACCUCUCCUUCCCCAUGGAGUGGCUCUACUACAAGAACUGAUGAGGGGGUGAUUCCAGAUACAACAGAGUCUCUUCCAGUCCCCACACCUGUACAAGUGACAGAAGAGGAUGAGGCUACAAACACCACAGACGUAACACUGUCAGACUUAACAUCACUACAGCUGUACCACAGAUAUACCCUCCACAAAGAUGGAGUUACAGAUAUCAAAUUAUCCAGUGAUGGGAAGAACAUAUUUUCUGUUUCUCAAGAUAGUCUACUGAAGAUGUAUUCCCUGGAGGACCAACGUCAGCUUAGGAGUAUCAACAUUUCCACCAUGGCCCUGUCAUCAUGUCAACUGAUGCCAGACGAUAAAACUAUCAUUGUUGGAUCCUGGGACAAUAAUGUCUACUUCUACAGUAUUGAGUUUGGAAGGGUCCUGGAUACUUUAUGCGCUCAUGAUGAUGCAGUGUCAAAUAUACUUUGGAGCAACAAUAAGUUACUGACAGCUUCCUGGGACUCAACUGUCAAGAUUUGGAAAUUCAUCCCUCCAAGUGCUUCCACCUCCUUCACAGUGGCCGAGUAUGCUGGUCAGCUUGACCAUGAUGCUGGAGUGAACUGCCAGUAUACAGAUGAGGGACUCUCUCUUCUUGUUACUGGGACAAUAGAAGGGCACAUCAAUGUCUGGUCUGUCUCCAGUGGCUACCAGGUAGCUGCCCACGAAGUUCACCAUGGCAAAGUCAAUGCUGUCACUUUAAGUCCAGACUGUCGGAGGAUCCUGAGCUGUGGAGAGGACAACAUUCUGCGUGUUCUAGACUUGGAGACAGGAACAGAGAUACUAGUUAGGCAUCUACAGACACAGGCCCUAUGUUUUAAGUGGAUAAGUGGUCUUCUGUUGACUGGGGAAGCAUCAGGAAGCAUCCAACUGUGGGACAUGGAUAAAGGUCAGAUUAUCAGCACACUACCAGCACACAGUGAUGCUGUGGUAUGUUUGGAUCUGAAAAACAAGAGCUUGUUGGCUGCUGGACAUGACAAAACUAUUACCAUGUGGAAGAUUCAAUAGUGAUUUCUAUCUGUACAAGUCAAGGUCAUGUGUUUAUUUCAAAAAUCAUUGUUGAAAAUUUCUUCUGUUUUUAUUGAGAGUGAAUAUUUUACGAACUUUUUAUCAAAGUUCCAAAAAAUAUAUUGUUUUCAAUAUGUUAAUGAUAAAUGCUGUAAAAAAAAUGUGACAAGAAAACUGUUCUAUCAAUGUUAACUUUCCUUACUUAAUAUUUGCAAUAUAUCAAGAUAGUCUCUCCUGUGGUCAUGCAAAUUGGAAAAUGUCAUCACAUGUUCAAUCAUAAACCUAAUCUUAAUUAGUUUCAUAAGUACAAGUUUGAAGAGAACAUUUUAAGUUGUUAUUGACUGAUAAUGGUGUUUUGCAGCAGUGAUUUGAUACAUGAACUGAUGCUCUUGAAGUAUGGCAGUGAUGCUAUUUUGAAAGUGACAGUAUAUUUUUGUGACAAUGUGAUGUUUGAGUAGAUAUUAACUGCCAGAACAAAAGUAAAUAGUAAGAGCUUUUUCAGAGUUCUUUUAGGAGUCCCUGGCAACCAUACUGCGUUCAUUCUACCAUCACUUCUUUCAGCAUGAAUUGAAUCUGUCGCCUCGAUUGCAGGAGUCAUGUUCAAUAGUCAUUCAUUGCCUACAUCAAGGCCUGAAAAAUGUGUGUUGUGUACUGGUGUACAUUUUCGUUUUCUGGAGUUUUUAUGAAUUGAUUGCUGGAGAGAUUUUUUAAUCAGCUUACCAUGGGUCUAUUGACUUGUUUCAUUUUUGUUACUGGUGUGUUUGGUCAGAUGAAUGUGAGUUUAUGAGUUUAGUGAUAACGAAUGUGGCUGCAUGCAUGUUUAUUUUCAAAUAUAGAUGUGAUAAAUGUGUUAUGUACAUUGUGGGUAGAACCUAAUACAUACAUGUAUAUAACUAUAUAAUCUAUAUCAAUAUGUAACUUAUUUUAUUUAUAUUGUUACUGGUUUUAAGUGUGGGGGUUAAGGUUAGUUCUGGAUCAUAUAAUUAUAGAAUAUAUUCAGUUGUUAUUGAUAUUGAAUACUGGUUUGUUACAUUUUUAUUCAUGUUUGGCUUCUUCUUUUUUUUUUUCAAGCAUAUCAAUACAGUGAAAUGUCAGGUAAGUGUAGAUUUCUACGCUAAACCUGAAAUAGGAACAGGUCUUGUCUUUGUGUUUCUGCUUAUCAAUAACGGAUCAGAAUUAUUAUGGCUAACCUCCUAUUUGACAAACCUUAUUCUGUAAUGACAUGGCGAUAAUACAUCACACAAGCCUUUUAAGGCUUAUAUCGAUGUCAUACUGUGAUUACCGUGAUUACUGUUUAGUCUAUACUGUAUCCAUAUGAUGUACUUAUAACUACAGGAAAUCAUCUAUGUGUUUCUUGUUGCUCUUUGUACAUAACAUAACACAUUUUAUUGGAGUCAUUGAUGUAAAUGUUACAGGAAAGAAGAUUAUUUUAGUUAAUAGGUAACUUUUGGUUACCGCUUCAUCUUUUAUGUGUGGUUCAGGAUAUCAAAGUAAUAUAUAACUUUCAGGUGAUAGAUUUUUGCUUAAAUGUUGUUCUUUGAAUGUUAAUUGUUUUAAUCAAUAAUUGAUUAUUUGAUUAUCCUUCGAUUGUUAUCAGCCUAGCAUAUGUUUCGUAAAAGAUUUUUUCUUUCAAUUGAAUUAGUAUUUUCCUACUCUUACUAUGUAACAAAAUAUUUUAUCAUCUAAAAUACUAAUGAUAUGGUUGAUCAUGAUAACAUGUAUGAAUACGUAUAAUUUUAAUUAAAGGAUCUAUUAAUCAAUAUAAUUCGAAUAACAGAGCGAUAUUUUUCUAAAAUAUACACUAUUCAAAGAAGGUUAUGCUUUCCAUAUUUUACAUGAAAAAAAAUUAAAUACCAUAGCAUUACUGUUAAAGUUUUUCAAAGCUAGUAUUGCAGGAUUAAUGUAGCUCAAUACAUAUUUUUUUAGGUUGAUUAUUAAAGUAGGAGUCUCCACAUCUCUAGAUUUAUUGAUUUUAUCAAAACCCAGCCAAUAUAAUCAAAUUAUUGAGACUAUACUCUGUACACAAUUACACCUGACAAUGUUGCUGCAGUGUUGCCAACCUACAGUCAGCAAAUAUAUGGCCAAAGCCUUCAUUUAUAUUCAAGGGUGAAUGGGUGGUUUAAUGUGCCACCAAGUAAAAAGCCAUAUGUAUAGUGGUAUCACAUUUUGUGUGUUUAAAUAAAUUUCUAUGCAAUUUUUAACCUUUCGAUAAUAUAAUCUUGCAAACAUUGGUUUGAAAAUUUCAAUUCUGAUAAAAAGUCAUAUAAUAUUUAGUGAUUUUAUCUUUUUCUUCCAAAUUUGAGCAGGCUAAAUAACGUAACUUGACUCAUAGAAAGAAAUUAUUGGCAUUGCGAUUUUUACAAUUAUUAAAUAUGAGCAAGGUGGUUAUAAUGAACCCUGGUUAAUAUUCAUGUUUUAUAUAUAUAUAUAUAUAUAUAUAUUUGUAUUACUUAAUAAGUGGAACUUUUAUGAUGGCAGUGUUGAGUCCAUCUCUUGUUUACUGCAUUGUUUACAUAGAAUGGAUUUCCAAUUUUGAGUCACUUAGAAAACAGCAGCGUUUACUAUAUUAUGCUGUUAAAUUUACAAUAUUUAUCUACCUGGUAUACCCAGUAUAAUACUCAGCAUAACUGCAAUGGAUUUUAUAUAAUUAUACAUAAGUUAUAAUGUUGUUUAUGAUAUUCCAUUUGUUAUGAUGUGUGAUAUGAAUUUUAACAGCCUAAUCGUCAGGUGAUAAUAACAUUCCUCAUCCGGAUAUUUCAAUGUUUUGAUCCAAAAUUUAUAAUUAUAUAUCAGUUUCAGUGCUGCAUAGACAGGAGGUGAAAUUAAAUCACUUAACACAUUCAGAACAAUCCAUUAUAGAUGUUAGAAUAAAUUAUUAUUUAAGAUGACUAAUUUGAGAAUGCGACCAAGGGUCACCAUGUUUUUUUUUUGUUUUUGUUUUUUUUAUCGAUCUAGACUUAGAUUGUGGUAUCAUUAAUAUGUCAAUAUUCUCAUUUAUUUUUUCAAAUACUUGGUUGCACUUUUCCUGCUCAGAGCUUGACAAUAGGAAUACUGACAAAUUGACAGGCAAAAGUUGUUGCACUAGUCUUGUAAAUGAUAGUUGUUGAUUAUCAUGUUUGUAUCUAUAUUUU
Pecten maximus is the source of this 5955-nucleotide messenger RNA. RefSeq names its product protein FAN-like. Gene Ontology annotation, molecular function: protein binding. NCBI's taxonomy places the organism in Eukaryota, Metazoa, Mollusca, Bivalvia, Pectinida, Pectinidae. The record is from RefSeq and is a predicted model, not a curated record. The transcript is spliced from 31 exons. The coding region runs from base 74 to 2824 and encodes 916 amino acids.